AUGUUUCUAUUACGAUCUCGUCGUCCUGAGGACGUGAUCCAGAAGACUAUUGAAGCAGCAAUAGCAGCAGAUAAGGCAGAAAAGUUUCAGGAAGCAGUGUGUUUGUAUGUAUCUGGAAUUGAAAAGAUGAUGGCACAACUUGCACAGUUGCCACAUGAGGAAAAGAAGAUCGAGAUGCGACAGAAGAUUAAUGAGUACAUGAUAAGGGCCGAGUAUCUUAAGGAACGGACGUUGAAGCAGCAAACGCAGAUGUCACAGGUUCCAAGUGUUCAGAGUAGUAAUGCACGUCCUACAAUCGAUCGUCUUCAGAAACCAAGAUCGGGAUAUUCGAAGAAGCAUGCAGAGCAUGCGCAUACUAUAUUGGACGAGGUUUUAGACCACUCACCUGGUGUCCGUUGGACAGAUGUUGUAGGGCUUGGCAUUGCAAAGCAAAUUUUACAGGAGGCUGUCAUUUUGCCUACGCUGCGCCCUGAUUUAUUUACAGGCUUACGGGCUCCGCCUCGAGGGGUGCUACUCUUUGGACCACCGGGUACAGGGAAAACAUUGCUAGCGAAAGCUGUUGCUACAGAAGCGAAUGCAACAUUCUUUAACAUUUCUGCGUCGUCUUUGACCUCCAAGUGGGUGGGCGAAGGCGAAAAAUUGGUUCGAGCACUUUUUGAAAUGGCCAGGGAGCUACAACCGUCUGUAAUAUUUAUGGAUGAAAUUGACGCUUUGUUGGCGACGAGAUCGGCAUCCGAGAACGACGCUAGUCGAAGAAUUAAAAACCAGUUUUUUACUGAGCUUGAUGGAGCUGCAUCAUCGCAAGAGGAUCGAAUUCUUGUCAUGGGAGCUACAAACCUCCCUCAGGAGCUCGAUGAGGCCAUCGUACGACGCCUUGAGAAGCGCAUUUACGUGCCUCUUCCGGAUGCUUUAUCUCGCGAAGGACUUGUUCGGCAUUUACUUGGUGGUCAGAAGUUUUGUUUGUCGUCCAAAGAGAUUAAAUAUAUAGUGAAGUCAACGGAAGGCUAUUCCGGCAGUGAUCUCAAGGCUGUGUGCAAAGAUGCUGCUCUAGGCCCAAUACGCGAUCUUGGUGCAAAUGUCGCGAAUGUGAAAGCUGAAGACGUGAGAGGAAUUAACGCGUCCGACUUUCAGGUGGCAGUGAGCCGGGUCCGACCAAGUGUAUCCUCGACGACGAUAGAAGCUCUCAUUGCAUGGAACGGACAAUAUGGAGUGUCUGCAGAAUGA
This is a messenger RNA of Peronospora belbahrii, 1224 nucleotides long. The record is from the annotation of a GenBank genome assembly. NCBI's taxonomy places the organism in Eukaryota, Oomycota, Peronosporomycetes, Peronosporales, Peronosporaceae.